GCUACGCCAUCCGUAGCGGGGCGGAACAUUCCGUUCAGUGUAGGGCCAGGCGACCGCGAGAGGAAGGCGAAGUGGUUGGAGCUCCUAAGAAAGGAGUCAAGGAAUAAGUGGGGUGCUCUACUUUCUCCUGGGUGGGGACCUUCUGGUCACCAUGGAGGACGGUAUCUUUGUACCUCCAGACCUGACUCCGGAGGAGAGGCUGGAGCUGGAGAAUAUCCGGAGGCGGAAGCAGGAACUCCUGGUGGAAAUCCAGCGGCUGCGAGAUGAGCUCAGUGAAGCCAUGAAUGAGGUGGAGGGACUAGAAGCCAAUGAAGGAAGUAAAACUCUUCAAAGAAACCGGAAGAUGGGGAUGGGCCGCAAGAAAUUCAACAUGGAUCCCAAAAAAGGAAUCCAAUUCCUGGUGGAAAAUGAGCUGCUACGCUCUACUCCCGAGGACAUUGCCCGCUUCCUCUACAAAGGGGAAGGACUCAACAAGACAGCCAUUGGCGACUACUUGGGCGAGCGGGAGGAUUUUAACAUUGCUGUACUCCAUGCCUUUGUCGACUUGCAUGAAUUUACUGACCUCAACCUUGUGCAGGCGCUCAGGCAGUUCCUGUGGAGUUUCCGAUUGCCAGGGGAAGCUCAGAAGAUUGACCGUAUGAUGGAGGCCUUUGCCCAGCGGUAUUGUCUGUGCAAUCCAGGUGUCUUUCAGUCCACAGAUACGUGUUAUGUCCUCUCGUUUGCCGUCAUCAUGCUGAACACGAGCCUCCACAACCCCAAUGUCCGUGACAAGCCUACUGUUGAGAGGUUCAUCACCAUGAACCGUGGCAUCAACGAUGGAGGAGACCUGCCCGAGGAACUGCUGCGGAACCUGUAUGACAGCAUCCGUAAUGAGCCCUUCAAGAUCCCUGAAGAUGAUGGGAAUGACCUGACACACACUUUUUUUAAUCCUGACCGUGAGGGCUGGCUCCUCAAGCUGGGGGGACGGGUGAAGACGUGGAAGAGACGCUGGUUCAUCCUGACUGACAACUGCCUCUAUUACUUUGAAUACACUACAGACAAGGAACCAAGAGGAAUCAUCCCUUUGGAGAACCUGAGUAUACGGGAAGUGGAGGACCCACGGAAACCGAACUGCUUUGAGCUCUACAUACCCAACAACAAAGGCCAGCUCAUCAAAGCCUGCAAGACGGAGGCCGAUGGGCGUGUGGUUGAGGGGAACCACAUGGUGUACCGCAUCUCAGCACCUACGCAAGAGGAGAAGGACGAGUGGAUCAAGUCCAUCAAGGCUGCUGUGAGUGUGGAUCCUUUCUACGAGAUGCUGGCCGCCCGUAAGAAACGGAUCUCAGUGAAGCAAAAACAGGAGCAGGCAUGAGGUGGGGAUUCUCCUGUACCUAGUCUCCCGUCUUUUUCUCCUGGCAAUGUUCUCUUCCUGUGUCUCCUUUCGGACUUGCUGACAAACCCACCUGGGUCAAGCUCCAUGAAACCAACUCCCUUUCCCUCUUUGGAUCGUCGGGACUUCACCCAGCUUGGCCAACCCAAGGACACCCCUGCCAGCACCCCUUGGUGCCCUCUUAUGUAUCUUCAGAGCUUCCAUUGGACCUGUUGGGAUUCAACCAUGGACAGGAACCUUAGGAAGGUUUGCCUUGUGGAAAUUGCAAAGUUUGGCAUCAUCAUUCCUGUUGGAGGCGUCUUUCCCAUUUUUUCCCUUCCUGAGCCUCUCCUUUAGACCCUCAACAGAGGCGGACAGAAGUUGUUAUCUUCCCGUCUCAACCCACCAUGACUGCCAAAGGUGUAAAAUUGGGCAAGGUUAGAAGAGUGCUUUCUGUUUGGUUGGACCCUUUGACUCUGCCAUCCGUGCUUCCCAACUUAAGCUGAUUUACAUAUUCAGAAAAAGAAUUUGGAAGUGCCCUCUCAGGACUGUGCUGCUUGAGGACAUGCAGGGAAUAAGUGUUUCUAAUAUGUGCUAUAUAAAAAUAGCACUCUGUGUUCUUAAGCCAAGCCCAUGUGAACCUGGGCUGGCUUGUCUUUGUGACAUGCUAGCUGUCCGUGUUUGGAGAGUUCUUGAAUGAAUGAUUCAUUCAGAUCUUUUGGGUUCCCCACAGCUACAUGCUGAUGAUGAUACAGUCAUAAGAGUGGUGUACCGGAUCCCUUUCUUCCUGAAGGCAUAGGGCUGGAAUGCACAGCCUCGUUAGCCAAAGGUAUCAACUGGGGAAAUGCCUGCAUGUAGCAGAGACAUACAGGACAUUCGCUUCAGUGUCCAGCUCUGGGAAGAUUAAAAUGUAGGAAUUGCUGGAAUUAGGUCCAUGGAUGUGAAAACCUCUUCCAACCCCAUUCCUCAUUGACCAUCAUGAGGACCACGUUGAUCUCGGGAACCAGAGAAUGCUUGCUAUCCCCCACCACUCUCAAUUUUGAGAAAAACUGAGUGGUAUCCUUUCAUCUUUAGGGGCUGCACAGCAAGCAGCCAUUGGCCACAGGGUGGAACUUGUUCCUUAAUAAUCUGUUGUCAAACCACUUACACUGUGCACUGAACCAGGACUCCAGCUCUAACCCCUUAACAUGAGCAAGGGCUGUCCUCCAUUACUUGGCAUUUGCUGUACAGAGGAGUGGACAUACCAGCAACCUGCAGACGGCAGCAGAGAACCAGACAACUAGCGCCCACCCACUGACACAGUUUUAGAGGCUAUUCAGUUCCUCCAGCAGGAAUAGCCAGCCAGCAUGUUAAGGACAGCUGACAGCUCUUGAUUCUUCUCAGCCAGAGAGAGGGUCACCAACCCAUCAAUCCCUCUUUAAUGCUAUUGCUGAGAAACUGAGCUACUCCUCUCCCCCCCAUCCCUGCAGAUUCAUCAGACGGAUGCCUCAGAAACAAAUCCUGUUUGUUCUUUCCUCUUUCUGAAGUCCUUCUCUUCUACUCGAGGACUGUGGUCAAGAGAUCUGGGGCUACACUCUGGAGUUAAUCCAGGAUGUUUCCAUUGCUUUACAAAGGAAUCAGCUUAUACUGGCAUUAUACUGUGGCUAGGAUCUGAUCCUGAUCCUGCACUUCUUGGGGAUUGGUGUUGACCGAGUUUUGCUUGGACAGAACUGGAAUUAGAAGUAAUCCCCCCUCCAUGUUGUAUUUUCUUUGAAGGUUCUGAUUUGGCAUGAAACCAAAAGUCUUAACAUUAAUACAGAUGAGUUUCCCCUGAGUCCUCUUUCACUUCUUGUGACUAGACAAACACCACCUCUUGGAUAGUUAAAGGUUAGAUUUACUCACACAUACACACACAACUUUUCUACUUCCUCUUGAACUGAAAUUAGGGAUUAAAAUUUGUAUUGGUGGUUAUGUAUUCAGAAAGGAGAUGAAGUUUCAAAAUAACCAAGAAUAAGUGUGACCUUGCAGGUGCUCUCUUAACUACUAGCUAGGCAGCUCCAAAUAGCUUGGGUGAAUGACUCUGCUUCUCUCAAUUCUAGCUCAAAAACCAGUCUUCCACUGGUUUUUGAGCUAGAAUUGAGGCAAUCCCUUGAAUACAGCAUCUUAGAGUCUUCAGGCUUACCCAGUCUUAAACCUGAACUUGUGAAAUUCAUGCAAAGUAUUUUGCAACAAUGCUCAGAUCUUGCAAAUGAAUUGAGCAUUUAGCCUGCAAAGAUCUGUAGCUACCGUAGAAAUAUGGCACUGCCUAAGUCCAUGUGCAUUUCAAUCUUGAUUGUUCUUUCCCUGUCAUGGGAAGAAUGCCUCUUUGGUUAGCCAGUUCAGAUCUAACUUGGUUUAAACAUAAAACAGAGGAAGAUCUGGUUUAAUGCCAUAGCUCAUCCUGAAUUUAGACUCUCAGGUUUUAGCUUUCCAUGAUGAGAGCAUUGUGAAGUAAUGAAAAGCAGUAAAGAAAGAAAUGGCUUGAUACUGGUCAAUUUUGAAUCUCUGUGUAUAUUUGUAUAUGGGUAGGGUGGGGGAGAGAAUGAUAUUGCUGUUACAUUUGAGUGUGAGAAAUACAAAAUGGACCAAGCUAAAUCAGAAUAAGAUUUCAUCAAUCUAGACCAGCUUUAAUUCUUAAAAAAAAAAGUUACAUGAAUUACGUUAAUAAUUCAGCUAGACAGGUUUGCCCCUUCUUAAUUUAACCUAUUUUACUGUGCCAAAAGACCACGGGAGUGACUUCCGUGUGCCAAAAUCCAUUUGGAGCACAUCUGUCUUUCUACUGAGGCAUCUAGCCUUCUGAACAGGAAUGAGGUUUUACCCUGCGACAGUGUACACAUGAUGUUACACUAAGAGUUUGUAUUUCCCAGCAGUUUUCAUCAGCAGUCCACUAAAUGCUGUUCUCUUGCAUGGAAUCCAAAGUUCCAGGCAGCACCUGUGCUGCAUUAAUAGAAUGACAUUCUGUAACAACCUUCAUCGCCCUGCCUUUAAUACCUACCAGUCCUUGUUGCUUUCUUUCAAAUACUAGUCUAAUCCCCUUUUGGAUCUUAGGUAAACAUCUUCUCAAAUUCAAGAUGAAACUUUUUUUUACACAUUUUCCUAAAUGCAAAUCGCUGUUGAAGGGGAGAGGGAGCUGAGGCAAGUGGGAAAAGCUGUUUUCAAUCCUGGUGGAAAUGAUACAUGUACCUCUCAAACUGCUCUUUAACAUUGGGGAGGAAAGCUUUUCUUCUGAACUACUUCAGGGCAAGAAGAUGAAAAAAUUUAAACUUCCCUUUCACUUCGCUUGCCCCCUGAAUUACCAGACCCACCCCUGGAGUUGCUAUUUGUAUUUUUAAACUAGGUCUGUUCUAUGUUGAAAUAUUUAUUUCUUAGUUUUGGACCUGAUUUGGAUUUUCCACUGAUAUAAUUCUUGGCAACUUUUCUUCUACGCAUGUUUUUGUUCAGUCUCCCCCCCCCCCGAACCCAGAUCUCUUUCUUUAAAAAAAAUUUAUAUCUUAGCAGGACGUUCUUAGACCAGUAACUCUGGAAAACAUGGUUUAAAAUAUCCAGAACUGACACAAUUGAAUGAUUCAAGCUAUUGUUAUUUGCAGCCUUUCCGGAUUAGUUCUGUGUUCUUCAGCAAUAUCAAUAAUAAUCACCUUCCCCUGUUCCCCUUUGUGAAUUUGUAUACCUGUAUUUUGUGGGAUGGGAAGUGGGGAAUUAUAAUAUUCCCCCGCCCGCUCCAGAAGUGGAAAAAGAAGGAAAGACAUUUUUCUUGUCUUUAAAUUCAUUUCUGAUUAUGACAAUGAUGAUGUACUUUUUUUAAAAAAAAACCAAGUAAUGUUAAUUGUUAUUUAAAAAUUUAAUGUAUGCAUCUCUGAAUAUGUAAACACUACAGACUUGUC
Messenger RNA from Pogona vitticeps (central bearded dragon), 5247 nucleotides. Lineage: Eukaryota; Metazoa; Chordata; Lepidosauria; Squamata; Agamidae. The record is from RefSeq and is a predicted model, not a curated record.